AUGAUAUCAUCAACACCAUCCGUAAAUAUCCAAACUCCAUCGUUCACAAAUUUUCCCGAAGCCCAAAUUUCUCAAUCUCAAAUAUCUCAAGCAUCAUCUUCGUUCGUAAAUAUUAAUCUUACAACAGAUACAUUUUCUCAUACAUCAGCUAGACAAUCAGAUAUUAUUAUCGGAAAUGAAGCGAUAAAUACAUGCUUAGAAAUAAAAUUGGUUGAACCAGUUAUAUUUUUUAGCAAACCUGAAGAAUCUGUAGGAUGUAUUUUAAGAGGUGAUCUAAUUCUGUAUUUAUCUAAACCUACAAGAAUUCGAAAAUUAGAAAUGAGUUUUGUUGGUUUGUCUGAAACUGUAUAUAACGAAGAAGAACAAGAACAAAAACGAAAAAAUUUUUUAAGAAAUCCAUUUCGAAAAAAUAAAACAGCAAAAUUACCAGCAGGAAUUCAUACAUUUGCAUUUGAAAAAUUUCUACCAGGAAAUUUACCAGAAACAAUAAAUACAGAAUUAGGAACUGUAUCAUACGAAUUAUAUGCAAAAGCUUCAAGGUCAAAAUUUUUACCAAAAUUACGUUUACAUCAACCAAUUGAAAUUUUACGUACAAUACCUGAUCAUAUAAAUUCACAAGGAAUAGCUGUUGCUAGAGAAUUUAAUGAUAUGUUAUCAUACGAAAUUUCAAUUCCAAAAAAAGCUUAUCCAUUAGGACAAUCAAUUCCAAUUGAUAUGAAAAUUUGUCCAUAUAUAAAAAAACUUGAAGUAAAAGGUGUAAAAGUUGAUUUAGUAGAAAAAACGACUUGUACAUCACCUUUAAAACCAAAGAUUACAGAUGUUAGAAUUGGUGCAACUCAAGUAUUGAAUAGAUUUGGAGAAAAUCGUUUAAUUGACGAUCAUGAAGAUGGAGAUGUUGGAAAUGUUGUUUAUCAACAAACGAUGAAUUUAAAUUUACCAAAAUGUGCUGCUCCACUUCAUUAUUCAUGUAAUACUCCAUUAAUUAGUAUAUCACAUGAUUUAAAAUUUGCUUUCAACUUAUCUUUACCUCAAGAUCCACCGAAAAAAGCCGAACUUAAAAUUAGCUUACCAAUAACAAUAUUAUCUUGUAGAGCAGUAGAUGAUUAUGUGGUAUUACCUAGUUACGAAGAUGAUAGUUAUUAUUGUCCUUGUGAUCCUGAAUAUUUGAGAAUGGCAAGAUUAGUAUUAGGUGAAGAUAUUGGAUAUCGAUUAGAAAGUAAAUGUAAAAUUAGUGAUCACCAUCAUAGACAUUUUCUUAAUAUACCUGGAAGAAAUCAAGAUCCACCUAGUUACGAAGCUUCUAUUGCAGAAAGUUUUGAUUCUAGAGGAAAUUACGUUUAUUAA
This is a messenger RNA of Dentiscutata erythropus, 1344 nucleotides long. Lineage: Eukaryota; Fungi; Glomeromycota; Glomeromycetes; Diversisporales; Gigasporaceae. The record is from the annotation of a GenBank genome assembly.